Molecule: messenger RNA, 6065 nt
Organism: Daldinia caldariorum
Lineage: Eukaryota; Fungi; Ascomycota; Sordariomycetes; Xylariales; Hypoxylaceae
Exons: 7
Coding region: 318-5816 (1832 amino acids)
Molecular function (GO): protein binding
Source: RefSeq, a predicted model, not a curated record
GGCGUGACAGGUCUUAGAUCAUUCAAGGUAUCAUUUUUAGCAUCUUCGGGCUAGCCCAUGGAGCAUGGUUUGCGAGGAUUUCUAUCAGCCGCACAAAAAAGUCCAUGCUCGAGUCACAUAAUUCGCUGGCCAUGUACUUUGUCAUGCUACUGGGUCCGAAAGGACUUCAGGACUCUGAAUCGUUCCGUCACCCUAGACCAUGUAGGGACUGGGGUCACCUGUUGUCCGGGUUGACCUAUAACUCAUGUUGCCCCAUCCACGAGGAGUCUUGACUUGAACCUUCGUUGAAGAGUCCCGAGACCUAUAGUCGUGUCGCCAUGUCUCUGCAACGCUCCGUGACGCGGAAGGCCGCUACAGGACCUGCUCGACGGAAGAAAGACUAUGACAUCGUCCAGCAGGGCGUUAAAGAGCUUUACCCACUUGACAAAACUGAUAUCGAACCGGAAAUUGACAUCGUCUUUGUGCCGGGCCUUGGCGCACACCCGGAAGAUAGUUGGAAAUCAGAAAAUACCGGCUUCAACUGGACUACUGAUGGCCUCGUUAGAGACUUCCCAAGGGCUCGUAUAUUGCUAUACAUGUACGAGUCAGCAUGGACUGGUUCCCUAAAGGUGAAGCAGUUCAUGAGCAAUAUUGCUACGACUCUGCUUAAUGGUUUAAGAAGUAAGAGAGAGGGCGCAGUACAACGACGUCCAAUUGUGUUUAUUGGCCAUAGUAUGGGAGGUCUAGUCGUCGCAAAGGCGAUAACUAUGGCAGACUCUCGAAGAGAUAAAUAUCCCGUCAUGUUCGAGGCUAUAGCCGCGGCUAUUUUCUUCGGUACACCGUUUAACGGAGCACCAGUUGCUUCCAUCGCCGCCAUGUACUCAUAUUUCGCCGAGAAGACCGGCACAGCAACCGCUUCUAAACUACUAGACCUAAUGAAGCCUGGAGAUGAAGGCCUCAGAGAGCUCAAGCACGAAUUCAUGCGUCUUGUAGGAAAGUUAAGCCCCAAGAUCGAUUUGCUAUGUUUUUAUGAGGAACAGCCGACCGAUUUCGCGAAAAUGGCCGGUUUAUCCGACCUGUUCGGGAUGAGCAAGCUCAUUAUUCCUAAAUCCUAUGCCGAUUUCGUGAGUCGCGAUUCUGCGACGCUUCCGGGUGUUGAUGAGCAAGGCUUGGCGCGUAACCACCGCGAUCUUGUUAAGUUCGACGGCCCGAAAGAUGAUCAAUGGAACCAGUUUGUGAAAGAUCCUCUGAAAAGGAUAAUCCACGGUGCCCAACUGGCGGUCAAGAAUCGUCUGAAUUCGGUCCGCGAUAUUGAUCGGAAAAUGAUCAAUAACAUCAUGGAAGCUUUAGAUGGUGCGCAGGUUUCCAGGAAGCGCAAGGCCCUGGCGCAAACAUUUGCUUCAUCCUCCUGGAUCACGAAGGAAGAAGAAUAUAUACAAUGGCUAGCUGAUGAUAAUAACAAGAAUGAUGAGGCCCAGACAACUCACGCUGCUAAUUGCUUAUGGAUUCGAGGACCAGAAGGGCGAGGGAAAACCAGCGCUUCUUUAGCGGCUGUGGACGAGAUCGACAAGGUUAGAGAUACGGAUUCGAACCAAGGGGCGAUCUUGCUUGCCUAUUUCUUUUGCGAGCCUACUACAGAUUAUUGUACCGCUGAGGAUGUCCUCAAGAGUAUUGUGAUUCAGUUAAUCGACCAACAAGAGAUGCUUGCUUCUUAUGCCAAGCUAUUUGCUAAGAAGCGAGGCGAGGGGAAUAAAGCCCAGGUAACGGUGGAGAACUUAUGGCAGGCCAUUCAGGAUAUGCUUGUAGAUGAAUUCAUCGGCAGCAAGGUUAUAUUUGUCCUCAAUAACCUACAUGUCCUUCCGGAGGAUUCCGACUCUACCAUCAAGCUAAUGAACUACUUGAACGCCGAGCUCCGGGGCGUCAAUAACACAGAUCCAAAGCGAGUCCCGACCAGGUGGAUGAUAACCAGCAGAGAAGCCCACAAUAUCGAGGAAGCACUCAAAAUCGAGGGUGUCCGUCUUGUUGACUUUGAAGACGAGAAGUACGGAAACCAGGUUCAGACGGCGUUGCGCAAGAGAGCUAAAGAGCUAAUCGCUACGCUCGAAAAGGAGAAGAACUAUAACAAGGCACUCUCAUAUUUCGCAAGCAGUCUCAUCGGAAAGCGUGCGCAAAAUACACAAUGGAUCGACAUUACCUGCGUCCAACUCCAAGAGCUUCCGGAGGCUGAGAGCGAUCUCAAAGUGCGUCGGGUACUCGAGAAAAUGCCACAGGAUCUUACAACACUCCUGAAUAACUCGUGGCUUCAAAUAUUCAAAGCUAACGAAGCCGAUAUCGAACAAAUGAAGGAGAUGCUGCGCGCCCUUGUACUCACUUACGAAGACCCGACCGAAGCAGAACUAAGUGUACUCGCUGGUUUUACCACGAACGAGGGAGAGGAAUCCAAACUCCGAAUGUUGGUGGACAUGUGUAAGCCUUUGCUGACCAUCAAGCGGGGAAGUAAUUCGAUUUCCUUCAUGAACGUCGUGGUCAAGAACCAUCUCCUAGAGAAUGCCAAGCAGCUUCUCGGCAUGUCAGAAGAGGAGAAAAAGUGGCAACACGGCGUUCUUGCGUUUAGGUCGUUCUUGCAUGUAAACGACAAAUUCAAUUUCCCCGCUCAAGAAGAAACAACUGGGGAAAAUCAGCCUCAAGAAGAUGGGGAGGGAGGGCACAAUGAGGAAUAUCAGGACGAAGAUGAGGACUGGGAUGAAGAAGAAGAAGAGGAAGAGGAAGAGGAAGAAGAGAGCGAAUAUGAUAGUGAGAGCGAACCCGAUAGCCAGGAUGCGGAUCCUGAGGCCGAUAUUCUUAAUAAUCUAGCUUUGCCGUACACAGUCAAAUACUGGCUACGCCAUGCUAGUAAAGCUACGCGUGAGAUCGCUGAGGACUUAAGUUUAGAAGAAGAUUUCUGGAAGUCAGAUUCGAAGAUACGACACCGCUGGCUUGUAGAAUACUGUCGCAUGACCAGAAUUUUUGACGGGUUCGACUAUAAGACAUUAACAGGGUUACACAUUGCCGCCUCCGUCGGUUUUCGGGAACUCGUUGCAGCGCUAAUCCGAAAUGGCUACGAAGACCAAAUUCACAUCCGUGAUUCGAUGGUUAAUACUCCACUACACUUUGCGGCCAACUUUGGACGUCCAAAGAUCGUCGAGGAGCUCCUGAACAGAGGCGCUGUAAUUGACGACGGGGAUGAAAUCAGCGAGCAGACGCCUUUACACAUGGCUGCUUUCGGAGGCCACGUCGAAGUUAUGAAAAAGCUGCUAUUGAGAGGUGCGAACGCUAACGCAAUGUCCAAGGAUAUCGGCCCAGUAGUAAACGCGGCAAUCUCCUCCGGCAACCGGGCGUGUGUGGAACUCCUUAUCGAACGGAACGUCUCGUUAACGGUCGACCAACCUGACAUUGACGCGCCCCUGGCACUGGCCGCGUUGCUAUCUGACUUUUCCAUGUUCGAGUAUCUAAUUGAAAAAUAUGCGGAUAAAUUGCCACAUGAGGAAUAUAGCAAGGCGUUUGUUAAGGCCGCGGAGGCAGGUCGAGUGGAAGUGUUUAACAGGAUGCUCGAGUACGAGCACACUGAUGAAUAUUUCCAACUUGCUCUCGAUGCUGCCGUUGAGGAGUGGAACUGGGAUAUUGUUACGAUUAUCUUGGAAAAGCACGAAGGGCUUAAUGUCGACGAUGCCUUCUACGAAGCGGCUACGGGCACCGAGCAGCAAGACAGGCUUUUAGACGUGUUCUGGGAGUAUUCUGGCGGCGGGAUAAGCCCGGAGAAACUCAACAGUUCUCUCUACGACGCGACUGACAGAGAAAAGGAGUCUACGGUGAAGUUACUCCUCGAGAAAUACAAAGCGGAUCCUAAUGCUACCGGCAUCGAGUACGGCAAUGCCUUAACGGCUGCUGCUUACGAUGGGACUAUGGAAAUCAUUCGAAUGCUCCUCGAUGCCGGUGCCGAUGUCAACGCGCCGGAAGGAUGGGCCCUUCAAACAGCUGCUACCGAGGGUCAUUACGAUGUCGUCGUAGAACUUCUAAAGCGCGGGGCCGAUGUGAAUGCCUUCACUCACAGCGAGUACUUUGAGCCAGGCACUGCUAUCCAAGGAGCGUGUGAAGCGGGAAAGACGGACAUUAUCACUUUGCUUCUUGAACACAAUGCAGACCCCAACCUCGGAGGAGGCCGCGAUGCACCACCAAUCAUUGCAGCCGCCAUCCGUUCCGAAGAAGAAAUCCUCGAGAGCUUAGUCAAGGCGAAAGCACGUCUAGAUGUGCGUGGUAGCGGAGGCUGUCCGUCAACACCGCUUUGCUUAGCUGCUACCUAUAUGCCUUUGUCGUCGCUCCAGCUGUUGCUUGACGCAGGCGCUGACAUCAAUCUCCCCGGCGAAGACGGGGAUACCGCCCUUAUCGCAUCCGCAUCCAGAGGCGACGAAGAGGUCGUUUCAUUUUUAAUUAACAGAGGUGCCGACAUUAUGCAAUUAAAUGAAGAUGGCGACAAUGCUCUACAGAGGGCGUUGGCCAACGAAAAUGGGGAAUGCUUGCGAGUUCUUGUCGAUCAUGUCUCGAUACUCUUAGGAGCCCUCAAGAAAUCCAUGGACUCUGGUAACAAUGCAGUUACCAGCGUUGUGCGAGGCGCGUUUAACAAACAGCAAGAGCUCAAUUAUGACGAUGAGCCUCAAGAAGCUUCGACGGGCGUCGAGUCCCCUAAACCAUUGAUUGUAAAAGACAAUGAAAAUAUUCAUUCCACCGCGGCGUCAUUGCCUGACGGAGCUCAAACAGUCGAAGAUGAUGCCCAGGACAUCAGCCCUACAGAUGAAGAGUCUUCAUUCCACCAGAUGUCUGAACGGCUCAAAUCUGCUAUAGCUAACCAGGCUGCUCUGUGGAACGAGUUUGCGAGCACCAGAUCGCCAACCCCUCCUAACCCUGAACAGCCUAUCUACGAGCCUAGCGGUCAGGUUGAGGGAGGUGUUACCUACAACGUAGAUCACCAUAUAGAGAUUGAGCAGCCCCAAAAGGCGACCCCAGAGCCAUUGCCCGUUGAACUUCCUGUCCACGAACCUUCCCCGGAACCUGUCUACGAAUAUAUUAAGAGGAAGCCGGCACCAACUGUUUCGUAUGAUAACCAAGCUACAUAUAGCCAAACGCAGUCCUCGGCGCCGCCUCAAGUAUCAGCCAGUUAUGCCCAAGUAACUAUAGAACCUAGGCCGUACGACCAACCCAUUAGCGCAUACAGGCCCGAUCAGGCCGCUGCUGGUAGGCAGUCUCAAGAAAUCCCCUCGUAUCAGAGACCACAGAGCCAGGCCGUACAACCAGAACCGUCUAUAUCCUAUCAGAACAUGUAUGCGUACGCGCAAAACCGGCCUUCUCAGAUAUCAGAGCAUUAUCACAGCUCGGCACAAAACCAACCCGAUGGUUCUCUAUAUAAUAGCACCGAUGAUGUCGACGCAACUCCGUCCCAACCCCCUACGACUCAGUAUCCUCCUCAACAACCCGCCUACGCCGCGUAUAAUCCAGGUACACAUAGUCCACCGCAGCAGGGGUCAGCGCCGCAACAAUCCUACAACCCGAGCAAUCCAAUCCAGGCAUAUCAGGGGCAGGCCUACCAGCCGCAGGACUGGCAGCAGCAGCAACAGUAUCAGGGGUACUACGGGAACGCUCAAAGCCAGCAGCAACAUAACGCGAGCACCUCAUACGAUGGCUCCGAAUGGGAGCAAGGUCGUCCGCCGCUCAAGCCUCAGAGGUCGUCAUUCUUUGGGAACGGGAUGAAGAACACGCUUAACAAGACGAAGAUUAUGGGAAAUGGUAUCUUUAGCAGGAAGUAGGAAAUGAGGAGUCUAAAGCGAAUAUGGUAAUGUCUAGGUUGAUAGUUUGUACGUGUGUGGAAAAAAAAUAUCUUAAUGGGAUAUGAGUACCUAGGAUUUACUCAACGUAGAAAAGUGGGGAAAGGGAAAAAGGGGGGUGGGAGAAUAUGUAGAAGACUUUUUAAAACAUAUAAUGGUAGUAUGGUAUUUGAACAUGACAGUGUGUAUCUGCAAAUAAAAUAAUAUGCUAUUACUCAUCUACUUGAAAUA